Molecule: messenger RNA, 720 nt
Organism: Mycena indigotica
Lineage: Eukaryota; Fungi; Basidiomycota; Agaricomycetes; Agaricales; Mycenaceae
Exons: 2
Coding region: 1-720 (239 amino acids)
Source: RefSeq, a predicted model, not a curated record
AUGCGCAUCUUUCGCCCCGCUCUCGUUACAGUGCACAAGCCUACUACGACUAUCGACACAACGUUCGUCGUUCCAAACGAGCGUAUGCAGCUCAUGCACACGAACAUUGGAACCGCCGGCCAUAUGACCCGGUCAGCACUUCACCGAGCCGAUCCUUUGCUUCUGGUCCUAUGCUUCAAGUUUAUCCAUGGCGGUUACCUGUGGCCGCCAGUGACUCGCUCGGGAUGCUCCGACACACGUGCGACUCAAGGGAACUGGGGAAAGGCCAGAGCGCAUCAGCCGCUGCUCAAAGGAAAAGGAGAAUCGAAGCGCUGGCCUUUCUAUUCUAGCGGCCCGGGCACUCCCCCGGACCAUCCCCCGUAUCCUCAUACCCGAGCUCCUCCGACGCCAAAGCCGGUCAGACCCCUCUCGAGACACGCAAGUGGUGGACGAGAUCCCCCAUCCGUCUCCCUUCCAAUUGAACCCGCAACCGACGAUGUGCGCUCCUCGAUCCCAAAUUCCACCGCAGUGACCGGCCUAGUUCAGGAGCUUGUCCCCGGUACCAGUUAUCACCCUCGUCGUGUCCUCCUGCUCGACAACGGGAAAGCGGUCGUCGUCCUUCUAUCAACGGUACUCUUCCCCUGUUGCAAUUGCAAGCCCGCGUUUUGCCAUCCUACAAUUCCGCUACAAUCCAUGUUUGGCACUGAACUGCUCUACGACGAGGACUCAGGCCUAUCGUAA